GCAGGGGCCGGUGUCCCAAGGCCCGCUGUCCCCGGAGGCUGUGUCCUCGCGGCCGCUGCGCGUGAGGGCUCGGAUCUGCAGGCCCUCUCCUUUCCCAGACAGGGCCCGCCCGCGGCGCCCACUCCAGAGGCAGGUCCAGGCGGGAGGCGCCUCCCGGGAGAAACAGGGCGCGGUCCCAACCGCACAGAGGCUCCGGCGCCGCCCUCCUCGCCCGGCUGCAUCCCCCGUCCGUUCGUGUACACACACGCACGGCGACCCCACCCAGGAUCCAAAGCAAGAUUUAAAAGGACGUCUUUGCGUCUUCCACAGCUCCCUAUCAUCAUACAAGGGGGAUUAGAAGCCGGUGAGAAAAACUUUCCACCGUCCUGCGCGUUUCUGCAGCCCUGUUCCCUGGCCGAGGCAUCUCCAAGGUAGUGAUGGCUCUCCAGAGGACCCGUUCCCUGCUUCUGCUCUGGCUGCUGACCCUGCUGGGGCUGGGGCUGGUACAGCCCUCCUAUGGCCAGGAUCGCAUGUAUCAACGAUUCCUGCGGCAGCAUGUGGACCCUGAGGAGACAGGUGGCAAUGACACCUACUGCAACUUGAUGAUGCAAAGACGGAAGAUGAUGGUGCGUCAGUGCAAGCGCUUCAACACCUUCAUCCACGAAGACAUCUGGAACAUUCGUAGUAUCUGCAGUACCACCAAUAUCCAGUGUAAGAAUGGCAAGAUGAACUGCCAUGAGGGUGUAGUGAAGGUCACAGACUGCAGGGAGACAGGAAGUUCCAGGGCCCCCAACUGCAGAUACCGGGCAUCGGCGAGCACUAGGCAUGUGGUCAUCGCCUGUGAGGGUGACCCGCAGUUGCCUGUGCACUUGGACAGAUAGACAUCAGCUGGCGGCCCUUAUGGCCCGGUGGUUGGCCUUGAACUUACUCCUUGAAUAGCAGUAAGUAAUGCAUUUGAGCUGCCCCAGGCUCUGUCUCCUCUAUUUCUGGCUCUUUUUCUCUUUAUAACCCAUUCUGUUAAGCACAUUGUAUCAAAGAGAAAUGGAGACAUAAACUUAUAAUGAGUCUGGGCUUUUCUGUAGUAAACUUUUUGGCUUUCUUUUAUAAUACUGGUCAGUUUAGCUCUCUCAGAUCCUAUCCUCUGGAAUUUAGUCAUUAUAUGGAUUUAUACAGCAUUUUAAGCAUUUCAAAGUACUUUCAUCUAAAUCAUGUCAUUUUAAUAGCACAGCAAUUGUGCGAUGUUGCUGAUGUUGUUAUAUGUAGGAGCCCAAAGUUCAGGGACUUGUGGAAAACCAUGAAAUUAGUGGAAAAGCUGAUACAGAAACCCAGUUGAACUGGCUCCUAAUCCAGGCCUUUUUCCACUUCA
Molecule: messenger RNA, 1345 nt
Organism: Neomonachus schauinslandi (Hawaiian monk seal)
Lineage: Eukaryota; Metazoa; Chordata; Mammalia; Carnivora; Phocidae
Gene: RNASE4
Product: ribonuclease A family member 4
Exons: 2
Coding region: 417-860 (147 amino acids)
Molecular function (GO): nucleic acid binding; RNA nuclease activity
Source: RefSeq, a predicted model, not a curated record